Paramecium primaurelia is the source of this 3804-nucleotide messenger RNA. The record is from the annotation of a GenBank genome assembly. Lineage: Eukaryota; Ciliophora; Oligohymenophorea; Peniculida; Parameciidae.
AUGAUUGAUUAGAUUUCCAAGUAUACCAUGAAUAAACUACUAUUUACUAUCAAAUUCUAACAUUUGCUUCUUUAUUUAUUAUUGCUUUUGAAUUAAUCAUAGUCAACUUUGGUAGUUUAUAAAAAUUUCUAUGAAAGUAGUUCAUUAAUAGGUAAAAUAUUAAAAAUAUUAUAGAUCUUGAUGUUAUUUACAAUUAAGAUGUAUGCAAUGUUGAAGUUGCUUCUUGUGGUACCUAAUAAAUAUUAAAAGUAAAUUAUUGUUCUUCAUCAGAAUAUGAUUUAGUAAUUUAUUAAACAUUUGAACUCAAACCUCACUAUUAAGUAACAAUUUCUUUCAACUUCUGGAGGUAAUAAAUCCAUAAAAGUAUUAGAAUCGACUAAUGGGACAAUUAUUAAUUUUACUUGUAUGCUGAUCAUUAAAUUAUUUACGAAAACACAUAUUCAGAUACUACAAUUGCUACAAAUAUAUGUGGUAGUUCAGGUUAUUCAGAUGAAGUUAUCCCUAUCUCAAGAACUUUCGAGCAUUCUAGCACUACUAUUUUAUUAGUAAUGAUAGUACAAAAAGGAGUUUGGGGAAUUUCUGAAUUUAGUUUAUCUAUAGAAAAUUGUAUAGCAGGAUGCAAUUCUUGCGAUUAGACAGGUUGUUUUGACCAAAUUUUAUUCUUAUAACAAUUUGUUAGUAAGAAUAUUGGAUCAAUUAAUGCUAUUGAUGGAUGGUUAUCAAAUGGUGUUAUUGAAACAUUUGUAGGUAAUUGUUCAGGUAUUUUUAACUAUUAAAUUAGGAAUUAAAUGUUUAAGAGUAUUUUAACUUUAAUUGGAGAAAACGUAUUAACUAGAGAUCCACUCCAAGAUUAGCUUUUCAAUUCGAGUUUUUAUAUUAAAUAGUUAUGAAACGGAAAUUAAAAUUUUAAUAGAUGAUGUUAUUGUAUAUUAUACAUAAUAUUCUGGAGGGUGGAUAGAAGUUAAUUCUAUUUAUGAAUUUUGUUAUUUUUUGACUUAAAGAUAAAUAAAUAUUCGGUAAUACCCUCACAGUGGUUCUACAGUAAAAAUUACCAUAUUGACAACUUAAAAUAAAUAUCAUCAUGUAACUUAUCCUUGGAUGUGCAUUCGAGAUGUACAAUUAUUUUUAGGAUCUAAUUCUAAUUAAAAUUUAUGUGUUGAUAAUAAUAAUUUUGCAUUUGAUGGUUGUUUCUCUUUUAUUUAUGAUUGCGUUGAAGGUUGUAAUAACUGCAUUAAAGGUACUUGUAUAGAUUGUCUAAUUGGAUGGUAAUUCUAAGCAUUUGAUCAAAGUUGUAUUCCUAUUUGUGGAGAUUCUAUAAUAACUAGUUUUGAAGUAUGUGAUGAUGGAAAUUAGAUACCUUAUGAUGGUUGUUAUUAAUGUUAAUUUUCUUGUAUUUUGGAUUGUUUAUUAUGUGAAUUUGGAAAAUGUUUAGAAUGUAAUCCCUUUUUUGAACUAUCUUAUGAUAAAUAAGAAUGCUUAAGAAAAUGUGAUGAUAAUGCAAUUUCAAAAUAUUAUGGAUACUAUUAUGAUUUCAAAGAUCAAUGUUCAUACUGUUAAUUAGAGUGCCAAUUAUGUAUUAAUUCUUAAUGUUAUCUUUGUGAAUAUGGAUGGUAAUUGAAAGAUAACCAUUGCUAUUAAUUAUGUGGAGAUGGAUAAAUUGCAUAAUAUUCUAUAGAAUAAUGUGAUGAUGGUAAUAAUAUUUCUGAUGAUGGAUGCUUUUAAUGUCAGCUUGAAUGUUUUCCUUAUUGUUUAUUCUGUUUAGAUAUAUAUACUUGUCUGAUUUGUUAAGACAAUUUUUAAAUAGUAGAAUAAUUUUGUUUGCCAAUCUGUGGUGAUGGUAUUAUCAUUACUGAAUUAGAGGAUUGUGAUGAUGGUAAUAAUUAACCAUAUGAUGGUUGUUUUGAAUGUUAAUUCUAAUGUUCAUAUGGUUGCCUUGAUUGUGAGAAGGGAAAUAUUUGUAAGAAAUGUGAUAAUUAAUAUGUUUUGAAUUAAGAUACUGCUAUUUGCUAUGAAUAAGACAUAGAAGAAAUAUUGUAUGGAAAUUAAAGUGUUACAAAUAUAUCCUUAAUUACAGAAUGUAGUAGUUUUGAUACAAUGAUAGACAUCUAAUGUAAUUUUAUAUGUGGAGAUGGAAUUCUUAAUAAUUAAGAAGAAUGUGAUGAUAAUAAUUUAAAUAAUCUAGAUGGAUGCUCUAAUCGAUGUAAAAUAGAAAAUAAAUGGGGUUGUGUAUAGACAAUUUUUCAAAGUAAAUGUUUUCUCCUAACUUCGCUUUCUUUAUAAUUUAUUAAUCAAACUAAUUCUUAUUAAUAUGUAUAAUUAUAAUUUUCAAAUCUUAUAAAAUUGAACGAAUCGAUAUUUAAUUUAAUUCCUAGAAUUAAAGUUUAAAUUGAUAAUAUAUCUUUGGAAUAGUAUAAUUAUUCAAUUUAAGAUGUAAUUGCAGUAGAUUAAUUCGAAUUAAAGGAAGCUACUUAUUUAUUUACCAUUUAAUUUUACUAAUCAAUAAUUGAUCUACCGACAUUAAUAGUUUCUAUUGAUGCAUCAUUAGUAGAUGAGAAUAACUUCAAAGUUGACACAAGUUAAAAAAAAUUAAAACUUUAAGCUUCAAUUAUUUUAAAUAGUGAUUAAGCAGCUGCAGCCAUUAAAUUAUAUAACUUUGGCUUAUGGAUUAUUAUUGGAUUAGCUAUAAGCAGUCUACUAUUAAUUAUUUUUGGUGAAUUAUCUCAAUUCACAGAAAUAUUGGAUGUUCUUUAAUAUCAAUCUUUUUUAAGAUUUAUAAAUGUAAGAUAUCCUGAGAAUCUUAUUAUUUACUUUCAAUCUUCAGAAUUAAUAACAUUAUAGCCAAUAUUAAUAAAAUUGAAAAUUAACUCUUUAUUUGAAAAUUUAUUUGACUCUCAUUAUCUAGAGGGUCCAGGGAAACUUUAAGAAUAUCAAAUUAAUGCAGAUCUCUUGACCAAUUUAUAAGGAUAAUUUACAUAGCUUGCUUUAUUUUUAUUGCUUUAUUGUUUUCUUAAAUAUUUUAAAAGAUUCUUAUUUAACUAUUGGUUUACAAAUAAAUAUUUUUUAAGAGUUAAAUUAAUUAAAUCUACUUUCAUAAAUUGUGCUACUAUAAAAGGAUAUUUCAUGAGCAAAAAGGUGCUAGCUAUGCAAUCUUUAUAUAAAGUUUAAGGCAUGACUUAAAUAUUUUAUGCCAAUAGCUGGGAUUUGAGUUUCAAAGCAAUAUUAUUUUUAAUUUCAAUAAACUCAUUAACACUAAGAUCAACAAUUAGUUUAUUUUUAACUAUUUUGUAUUUCUUUAUUAUUUUGAUUAUUAUAAAUUAGAAUUUUAAUAACAGCAACUUCAAAUUGAUGUUAAAGGUUGGAAAAAUUAAAAGAUUAGAAAUUAUCAUAUUAAUCAAAAAGCUUUUAUUUUUAACAAUUUUAAUUGGAAUUUAAAACUAUCCAAUAUUUUAAUGCUUUCUGCUAGCAUUCAUUAAUUUUAGUUAUGUAUUGUUCAUCAUUAUUAUGAAAUUCAAAUCAAUAGAUAUUGAUCUAAUUACCAUUGUGUGGCUUGAAACACCUGUAAUGUUAUUUACAUUACUCAAUAUUGCAUAUAUUAAAGAAUUUAUUUAUUAUUUUUUACCAAAUUAACUUAUUAAUUAUGGCUUUUGUUAAAUUGGAAUUUUAAUUUUUGGAUUGCUAGGUCCUUUGUUCAAAUGUUUCAUUAAUUUUUAUCAAAAAGCUUAGCCCUUAUUGUCAAAAUGUAGAAUGGAAAAAGGUAAGUAAAUAAAUUAACCAAAAACUAUUUUCAUAGAUGUAAAUUAAUGA